AUGAUGUAUGACAUUAGUGCUACAUCCCAGUUCAAACAGAGCGCGCUUUAUAAGCACAAUAAACAAAUGUCUGACCAAAUUAAAUUUGACUUCAAUAACUUUCAAUUUAAAAAUAACCAACAAUUACAAAAUAGAGAUCUAAUGAACGACCAUUACGAUAAUACCUUUGCCAAUAAAACCAGUAUGCAAACCUCUUUUGUUGGUCAUGCUUUUAAUCCAUCAUUCCAAUUCGAUACUAUUGACUUUGAUGACAAAGGCACCUUUUUCGAUAUUAAUAAAGCUCAAAACCCAAAGAAUAGGAUUCUGGCUAUGCUGGAAAACGAAUCUAGAUCUAAUACUGCUACUAUUGAUUCUAAUUUUCAGGCUGGGGUUUCUAACUCGCUUAAUAUUGAUUUAUUAGAUGACCCUUUCAAGGUGGAUGAACAGAUUACUCGUAGUGAUGACAUCUUCCCUAACUUACCAUUCCCAUUUUCAACAGAGGACUCAAAUAUAAUUACUCCUUCAUUUGAAAGCAGGAGUACUUCUAAUGACUCUAAUUUUGAAAUUGUCGAUGUCACAACACCGGUCGUAAGCCGUAGCAGCAAUUUUAGCAACGCAGAUAAUAUCCCGAUGCCAAAGGAGUUUGAUAUAAAGCAUUUGCAUCCAACUAUUCCACCUAAAACCAAAGAGCCAACUUCUAAAAGACAAAUUAAGGUCAAGAAAGAAAAAACUCCUGUAUGUGUGGAAACUGCAAAACCAUCAGAUGCCGAUAACAAUAAAGAGGACUUGAUAUGUACAAAUUGCGGCACAACCAACACGCCACUCUGGAGGAAAGAUAUCGAUAGAAAGCCUUUAUGUAAUGCUUGUGGUUUAUUCUUUAAGCUUCAUGGAGUGAUGAGGCCCUUAUCUCUCAAAACAGAUGUAAUAAAGAAGAGGAAAAGAACUGCAAAAAUAAAAACUAACCGCCAUGUAACAGGCAAAAUAAAUCUUAGAGAUAGGAAGAGAAAGAGUAAUCCCUCCAAAAAAGACAAUAAAAAAUCCAUCACCAAACGUCAGCAGCCGUCUAAUAGCAAGAGCUCAAUUGGUAGCAAAAGUACAGCAUUGUUUAAAUCUGACAAAUGCAGUAGUUCUGGUUGUAACGAAACAGCUGAUUUGACAACUCCUGGUAGUGAAUCAACUAGUGUCAGUAGCACUGAGACUAUCUUUGAUAAUUCACAAUCUAUAAGUCUCUCAAGUUCAUCUACAGAUCUGAAAGAUAGCAACCAUGGGUUUUUGCCAUCAAAUUGGUCUGAUUUUCAGUCCUCAGAUGGCGAUCUUCCAAAUUUCUCUGUUGAUUUCGAAUUUGGUGUGGUUGAUGAUCAUAAUUCGAUUUAUCCAUUACCUGUGUUUCAGUAUGAGUAA
Messenger RNA from Nakaseomyces glabratus, 1380 nucleotides. It is a transcript of the gene GAT1, whose product is annotated as Gat1p. NCBI's taxonomy places the organism in Eukaryota, Fungi, Ascomycota, Saccharomycetes, Saccharomycetales, Saccharomycetaceae. Gene Ontology annotation, biological process: negative regulation of transcription by RNA polymerase II; positive regulation of transcription by RNA polymerase II. Gene Ontology annotation, molecular function: RNA polymerase II cis-regulatory region sequence-specific DNA binding; DNA-binding transcription factor activity, RNA polymerase II-specific; zinc ion binding. The record is from RefSeq and is a predicted model, not a curated record.